AUGAAAGCCGAAAUUCUCAAUCUUUUUCGUUUAGUCAAGUCUAAGCCGUCAAAAGACUCCCCGGAGUCUGGUCUGCUCGGGCGAGAACAAGGCAAGUACCUGUCGAAGACACCCUCCGUCGACAAGUUAGAUGCCGCGUCGACCACCUGGCGCCAGCGGAGACGACAGAAUGCACGCGAUUCAGCGCUCCACCGCCUGCCCAACGAGCUCUUGUUUGUCAUUUUCCGCGAGUCCGACUUUCUGUCCCAGCAAAUGAUUCGACAGACGUGCCACCUCUUUGCCGCUCUGAUUACAGGCUUGGGCGGCAGUCGUGCCGGACAGAGAUUUGAUGGCACAUACGAUGUACGCCAGAUCUGGCCAUGCCAUGGAUCGGCAGCCCGCCGCGAGGCGAUUCGGCCGGAGUGGACCGCACUGACCCGCCGAGACAAGGAGGGUCUGUGUACUGAUUGUACGGAGUUUGAACAGUCGGGCCAGCUCAAGGAGUGUCUCGAGUGGCUCGACCUGUUACUGUGGUGCAGCUCCUGUCAGACGUACCACAAGCGCGGCAUGUUUCCGGCCUCCCACCGCCGUAAGAUCAAGGCUGAACGGAGUUGCAUUGGAUGGCAAGGCCGUUGGCGCAUCUGCCCGCACCGCAGCCUCUCGUGGGGUCGGCUGAUACAGGAAUGGGCGAUGUGUUGGUGGACAGGCGAAUGGGAGAUUCGUACGCUGUAUGGCUGGCGGGGCGCGGAGCUGCCGCUAUUUGCGUGCGGCGAGGGGUGCGCCGUUCCAGGAGGCUGUACCAACGGGGACAACCGCGUGCCGAAGAUGGACACUGUCACUCAUGCCUACGCCGUCGACUGGAGCGAGGAACACGAGCGGGAUGGGCCUCGACACUGGGUGGGCACCAUGUGGCGCGCUGCUCUCUUUGACUGGACCCGUCCGAGCCGCUCUCGUUGCGGUCUUUCCAGGAGAAACUCGACGACCCGGGCAACAGAAACAGAAAACGCGCCUCAGGGACGUACCUCUGCCCACAUGUCCGCUUCGACGACGAACAACAGCGACAACAACGACAACAACGAGACCAAAAUGAACCGAGGCCCUGGGUAUACCAUGCAGCAGCACGGGUACGACUCGGACACGUGCCAGUGGCACUGUGCCUGCCAUGGCGCAGGCCGAAAACACGCCUCGCUGACGCGACCGACCAAGCCCGACGGGACGGUCUGGAAUGUCUGGCAGCUGCGGGAUGUCCAGGGUACGAAUGGAAUGAAUCUGUACGAGCCCAUCCCGAACCACUUGCAUGAAUACCAGUGCUCGGUGUGUGACGCCCGGUAUUCUUGGCUACGGGAAGGAAACACCAUGGUCCUGCAGCACGUGAGCUGGUGUGGUCCAACGGAUCGUCCGGAUGGGACGUGGAUUCGGAAACUCGACCCUCACUCAUGGAACAUCCCCAAAGACAAGAAGACAAAGCACGUCUAUUGGUGCCCCGACAGCACCUGCCGGACAAACCACGAAUGGCAGGCACUCUACAAGCGUCUCGGGGUGUAG
Sporothrix schenckii 1099-18 is the source of this 1524-nucleotide messenger RNA. RefSeq lists its product as uncharacterized. The record is from RefSeq and is a predicted model, not a curated record. Bases 1 to 1524 code for a protein of 507 amino acids. The transcript is spliced from 2 exons. Lineage: Eukaryota; Fungi; Ascomycota; Sordariomycetes; Ophiostomatales; Ophiostomataceae.